Molecule: messenger RNA, 33614 nt
Organism: Paramuricea clavata
Lineage: Eukaryota; Metazoa; Cnidaria; Anthozoa; Malacalcyonacea; Plexauridae
Source: the annotation of a GenBank genome assembly
AUGUUAAAAAACAAAUAUCCAAGUUUUUUUGCGAAGAAAAUCGACGGUACGGGAAAAGUACCUAUUCACGAUAUAUCUAUACCUGGUCAAAAUACCCCGCAAGUAGAAAUAACAGAGGUAGCUGAAAUUUCCUCUGAAGUUAAUGUCAAUAAUGAAACAAUAAACGAACAGGACAAUGUUAAUUCAACCCAAGAUCCUACACCAAGUAACCCAACCUUAAUUCACCCAGACCCUAGUAGUCCAACAACCAGUCAAUCAAGUGGAAAUUACGUCAUAGGUUAUGGUGCAAAAACGAAGCUUCCAAAGUUAACUUUACCCCGGUUCAGAGGAGAUAUUACUGAAUUUCAACCAUUUUGGGAUAGUUUUGAAAAUGCUGUCCACAAGAAUACAAGUUUGUCAAGCAUUGACAAAUUUAAUUACUAAUAUUCCUUGUUGGAGGGUUCGGCAUUACUGGUUAUUAAGGGAUUGGCUUUGACGGAAGAAAACUACAAGGUUGCAAUCGACAUUCUUAAACAACGUUAUGGCAAUACUCAAGUUAUCAUAUCCGCCCAUAUGGAUGAGAUGUUAAAACUUCCCGAUUGUUCGACUGGAAGGGUACGCGAUCUUCGAAGAGUGUAUGAUAAAAUUAAUGUUAACGUAAGAGGGCUUGAGGCACUUGGAGUAAAAUCGGAACAAUAUGGUAGUCUACUCAUUCCAGUAAUCAUGGCAAAACUACCACCCGAGUUACGAAUCCAUGUUGCAAGAAAGACUGCCAGUGAACUUUGGAAAAUUGACGAUAUUCUAGACAUUAUUCGAAAGGAAGUGGAAGCACGGGAGAUCAGUGAGAGUGUUCGUACAAACAAUUCUAGUUUUAAUGACAUUCGCAAGCAAAAUGAAGUAUGGAAACAAAAUCGACAGCGGAAUUACAGUUCGUCUGCGGCAAGUCUAUUCGUUAAAGAUGGGAAAAAUGAGCGAAAGAUAAAAUGUGUCUAUUGUGGACAAUAUCAUUACUCAGCAUCGUGCGAACAUGUGAAAGAUGUGAAUGAUCGAAAGGGCAUUUUAAGAGAUCAGAAACGUUGCUAUUUAUGUUUGCAAGGUGGUCAUUGUGCACAUGAAUGUGAAAAUGGCAGGCUCUGUCGUUGGUGCAAUGGCAAACACCAUCAAUCUAUUUGUACUAAAGCUACCAAAACAUUUCGAAAGAUCAAUCCUGAAGAAACAACAAAACCAGAAGCGAAAGAGGAGAAAAAGGAAACGCAGAACCUCACAACAACUACAACAUCGAACGGCUCAUCAAAGGUGCUUUUGCAAACUGCCACGACACAUGCUUAUUCUCAACAUAGCAACAGAGCUAUUCCUGUUCGAGUGCUUUUAGACAGUGGUAGUCAAAGAUCAUACGCAACCAAUCAUCUGAAGAAACGACUUGGCCUUCAACCAGUAAAGAAAGAAACGCUUAACUUGAACACAUUUGGGCAGGAUAAAUUCACAAAACAGAAAUGUGAUGUUGUUAGUUUAAACCUGAAAGGCAAAGAAGGCAAAGAUAUCGAAAUUUCAGCUCUUUGUUUUGAGAAAAUCUGUUCACCUCUUCCUACCAAGAUUGAGCUCGAUAAAUAUCCGUUUUUGAUGGGAUUGGAUCUUGCUGAUUCCUCUCUCGCCGAGAACAGUCACGAUGAAAUCGACAUCUUGAUAGGAUCUGAUUAUUACUACGACAUUGUAAUUGGGGAAGUUGUAAGAGGAGAAGGUGGUCCAGUGGCUGUCAACAGCAAAUUUGGAUGGGUUCUCUCUGGGCCAUCGAGAGACAUUGGAAAAAAUAACAAUGCAACAUUAUCGCACUUAGUAAUCGAACGAGAAGAACCUGCAACAUAUCUAUUGCCCAGCAGCAUCAAACGAGAUGAUAACCUGACAGAUAGUCUUCAAAGAUUCUGGGAGACCGAAUCGAUUGGUAUCAAGAAUGAUACGUUUAGUGAAACCCAGACAACGGAAUUUCUACCCGAGAUACAUUUUGAUAAAGGCGAAGGAAAAUAUGAAGUUAAUCUGCCUUGGAAACAGGACUGUUUUCCAAAGUCAACAGGAUAUGGUAUGUGUGUCAACAGAUUGCGACAACUGCAUUCACGUCUGAAGAAAGACAAUACUCUUCUUGAAGAAUAUAAUCAAGUCAUUCAGCAGCAAAUAAAUAGUGGUAUCAUCGAAUCAGUACCGGAAGAAGACGACAGCGAGGGUUACUACUUACCGCAUCAUGGAGUGUUGAAGUCCGAGAGAGAGACUACAAAACUACGAGUGGUUUUCGAUGGAUCAGCAAGACCGGAUAUAGACAGUCCAUCCAUAAAUGAAUGCUUACAAAAGGGUCCCAACCUUAUACCGCCAUUAUUUGAUACGAUAAUAAAAUUCAGAAGUUAUCCAGUGGGGAUUGUUUCUGAUAUUGAAAAGGCCUUUCAUCAGGUGCAGAUUAGUCCAUCCGAUCGUUGUAUGCUUAGGUUCCUUUGGUUCGAUGACAUUCGAAAGGACAAUCCCACUAUUAAAAGAUUCCAAUUCCGACGCCUUGUAUUCGGCUUAACACCGAGUCCAGCAAUUUUGUCCACCGUGAUACAAAAUCAUUUAUCACAACAUGACGAAAAAGGUUCUGUUGUACCCCAGUUGUUAAAAGAAUCGCUCUACGUUGACGACUUCGCAGGAGGAGCUGAUAAUGAUGAAGAAGCAUUGGACAUUUACGAUAAAUCUCAAGAUGUAAUGAAGAAGGGUGGAUUUGUUUUGCGUAAAUGGAAUUCGAAUUCCAAGGUUUUACAAGAUCGAAUUGAGAAAGAUACAUUGUCAAACGGAACACAAACGACAUCAAGUUCAGUUUUCGAAUGUGAAAAAGAGAUUGAUUCAAAACAACAUAGCAAGGAAAUUACGCCUGUCAAUAUAUUAGGAUCUAACUGGAACGUUAAAACUGACAAAUUCCAAUUCGGUGUAAAGGAACUUGUUGAAUAUACCAAAACACUACCCGCUACAAAGAGAUCUGUAUUAAAGGCUUCAGCAAAGAUUUUUGACCCAAUUGGAAUACUUAGUCCAUUUACAGUCAAUCUUAAGAUCUUAUUCCAGUUGCUUUGCUGUGAUCGUAGAUUGGGAUGAGAAACUCGAUGAAAAUUCAUUAGCAUGUUGGAACUCGCUGUUACAAGGAUUAGAGUCAAUCAAUUCAAUUGAAGUACCAAGAUGCUACUUCAGUCGUUUCAAUGUACCAAUAACGAGCCAGCAAAUCCAUGGGUUUGGUGAUGCCUCUGGAAAGGCAUACGCAGCGGUAGUUUAUCUGCGAACAGAGUAUGAAGACCAUCAUGUUGAAACCAACAUCAUAGCAUCCAAGACUAGAGUCGCUCCGAUACGAAAGCAGUCUAUUCCUAGGUUGGAACUUCUCGGAGCUACUAUCCUUGCUCGAUUGGUUAGCGCGAUUAGCAAGAUCCUUUGGUCUCGAUUAGUAAAUCCGAAGAUAUUCAUGUGGACUGAUUCGUUUACCGUACUUUGUUGGAUACAAAAUGAUAAACCGUGGAAACAGUACAUACAGAGAAGAGUCGACGAAAUUCGAAAACUCGUUGGAGAGGAUAAAUGGAUGUUCUGCCCAGGAGAAUUUAACAUUGCAGACUUACCUUCGCGAGGUUGUAGUGGAGCAGCACUGGUUAAAAACGACGAAUGGUUCCAUGGUCCUAAAUUCCUGAAGUUAUCAGAAGAAAACUGGCCGAAACCUCCUCGAUGUAAUGGAACAGAAAGUGAAAUCGCAUUAUCGGAAACGGUGAAAUCAGUCAACGAGUCAACAACUCAUUCCCUUACAGUCUUAGAGAAGAAACAUAACACAGUUAAUGUCGGCAGGGUGAUGGAUUGUCAUCGAUAUAGCUCGAAAACACGUUUAUUACGAGUGACGGCUUACGUAUUUAGGUUCGUGAGGAAGAUUAAAGGACAAACCGUAGAUAAAACGUUAGAACUAUCAGCAGACGAACUGAUCGAAGCCGAACAGAUAUGGAUAAAGGAUAUUCAGAGCAAUAUGUUUCCCGAAGAAGUUAAACAAUUAGUUAAUCGUACGAAAACUUCCAGCUCAAGGCUUGAUCAACUACGCUUAUUUCUGGACGAAAAAGGAAUGAUACGCUGUGAAGGACGAAUUGAACAUUCUUCUGUUUCUUCUGAAGCUAAGAAACCUGUACUCCUUCCCGCAAAGCAUCACGUUACAGAUUUGAUCAUCCAAGAACAUCACGAUUCAGCAAACCACACUGGUAUUAAAGGAACACUGAACCGUAUUCGAGAAAGAUAUUGGAUCCUACAUGGAAGGCAAGCAGUCAAGCGAGUUCUACGUAAAUGUGUGACUUGUAAAAGAUUGGAAGGGAAGCCGUACCCUACGCCCAAGACUCCGCACCUACCAUCUUGGCGAACAAGUGAUGACCCUCCCUUUAGUUACACAGGAGUGGAUUUCGCUGGACCCCUCAACGUCAAAGAGAACUCAAAGUGUGGUCAACAAUCAACAAAAAAGUCAUACAUCGCUCUAUUUACUUGUGCGUCAACACGUGGAAUUCAUGUAGAACUGCUUCCGAGUUUAUCAGCCGAAGGAUUCUUACAAGCAUUUCGUAGAUUUUCAGGUCGGAGAGGACUUCCAAGAAUGAUAAUUUCAGAUAACGCAAAGACAUUUAAAUCCGCUAGCAAGGAACUGUCAAAAAUUAAGCGUUCUCCCGAAGUGCAACAACAUCUCGCAAAAAAUGGCGUUUCUUGGAAAUACAUUAUCGAAAAGGCCCCAUGGCACGGGGGUUUUUGGGAACGUUUGAUAAAGAGUGUUAAAAGGUGCCUAAAAAAGUCCAUUGGUCGAGCUACGUUAUCGUUUGAAGAGUUACGCACGAUCUUGAUCGAGAUUGAGUCAACGUUAAAUAAUCGUCCAAUUACGUACAUAUACGAUGAUGAAGAGGGCAUAUCGUACCCCCUUACGCCAUCUUGUCUACUUUAUGGACGGAGAACGACGACUACGCCAAACGACAGCCAGUUCGAGAUAGUGAGCACAAACGAGUCUUUGACAAGACGAGCUCGACAUCACAAAACUCUACUAAAGGAAUUCACUAAACAAUGGAGACGAGAAUAUUUGCUAAGUAUUCGCGAAGCAGCGAGAUCGAGUAACAACGGUACAAGGGACGUAAUUGUCGAAGGAGACAUUGUAAUUUUGAAGAAGGAGAGCAUGAAACGGUUAUUUUGGAAAAUAGCGAAGGUCGAAGAGCUUAUAUUCGAAGUAUUGACGGUGUUGUAAGAUCGGCGAAGAUUCGAGUGUUGAACAGUGAGACUCGAAAGCCUAUCAUCAUACGAAGACCUAUACAACAUUUAAUCCCAUUGGAAAUUCGCUCGAAAAUCGGAAACAAGCAUGAAGAAGAACUAGUUGAUGUGAAUGAAGAAUCAUCCGGAACACAAGAUCUCAGUACAGAACCAUUAGACAUUGAUGUUAAGACUGCCGUUGUAGAGAAGAAGAAUCGACCAAAAAGAAAGGCAGCUGUUCAAGGAGAACUUGUACGAAAACUGUCAAAACAAACGUAAAAACAUUAGGAAUCAGAACAAACGUAAAAACAUUAGGAAAAUGUUCAUCAGUUCAUAUUUAGUUUAAGUUAGUCAUUUGAUCAUGUUUAAUGAUCAACCCGGGGACUGUGACAGAUUACGCAACAAACACUUAAAUUUAUUUGUUAUCGUAAUACUUCAUGUAAUAAUAUUAGAAAUAUAUAAAGUUUCAAACACUAUGUCGACACUGCCGUUUCAGGGCGAGGUCAUUUUCAGGACUUUCAUCCCAGAUUCAGGUUUUGGCACAUAUGCCAUGUUGACCGCCAUGGUCAUUUUACCCUAAAACAGUUGAGAUUACUUGUCCUAAAUGAAACGCAUACAAACUCAUAUACAGGUCCUAGACUAUAACUCCUAUGAGCUCUACCCGGUAAGAGUCGGGGUCCACAGGCCUUCAGGCUUCCAGGGGGCACACUGAACUGAGUUGUCCGGAAUCCUUUUUAAUCUAAGUUUGUAUGUGCAUAGGUACAGUGGCAAACAUUUCACUGUUUAUGUCAAAAACAAUUUCUGCAUACUGUUAUUUAUAGUUUUUUUUAAAAAUUUUGUUAUAUAUUUAUAUUUCCAGUUUAAGAAACUAUUAAAAUUCGCUUCUAAACGACUAGCAAAGUGUCCAUAUUGUCAGAGCUUCAUGGUACUUCAAAAGGAUCUAGGAUCCCCCUGCCUUGGGGGCACCAAACUUAUACGCGCCUGUCACAAGAAUAAUUUGUUGAUACUAUUUUUGUUUUGUUUUCACUUAGAUCAUUCAUCCCUUGCUGAAAUUUGUGAGAGGUGAACAAUUGUCUCCUGAUCACUGGCUGGACAUGUUUAGGUUACUAAAAUUACCCAGGGGAACAACGCUAGAAAAACUUACCUUUGGAGAUAUCAUCAAAGUUGCUGACGAAAUCAUUGCAAAUGCUGAUGCUAUCAAGGUAUUGUAUCAUAUAGAGGAAUAACGUUAUUAAGAAAGAUAUUUUUUGUGUGUGUUUUGAUGUUAUGUACUCAGGUGAAUAUAAUGUUUUCGAUGUUACUCUGAGUGUAUAUCCACACAGAGCAGGCUGCAAAGUUAGCCUGACCACGGUGGGAAUCGAACCCGCGACCUUUGGGAUACUAGUCCAAUGCUCUGCCAACUGAGCUACGAGGCUAUGUCUGUUCGAGUGUGUGGUAUUUCACACGGGUUCGAUUUCCACUGUGGUCAUGUUUUCAUUGUCAUAUAUUUUUUUUUGGUGCAUGUACUUGAUUCAAAUUUUGCUUUUUUGUGGACCAAAGCUAGAUCUGAGGUAGUAUAACAUAGCCAUACUGAGCUGUAGGAGAACGGGUCGAUAUGUUGUCCCGUUAAUUUAUACCACCUGUUUGAUGGCAAGUGAAUUUUAUUCAGGUUAACUAAUUUUCUUGUCCAACUUGCCCUGAGAGCAUAUGGUCAAAAAAGUAAAGUUACACCACUGACUCAGAGUAACAUCAAAAACGUCAUUAAGAAUGUUCUGCUUUGAACAUCGUUACAAUUAUCGUAAUUUGACAUUCAUCUGUCCAUCCUUUUUCUAACGUAACACAAUGGGCACAUUUUUUGCAGUGUAGUGUUAAAUGUUCUUUACAAUGAGACAAUUAAAAACUUGGCGUUGAUGGCACUUUGUAAGCUGUUUCAGUGCCCUUACAUGUUUUCUGUUGUCCUUGUUUUAAAAUAUUUUUUGAUAAUCAAUAGAUUAAUAUAAGUAUACAGUAUAUCUUAUCUUUUUGUGGGUAGGAAUUAAACAGUCGCGCUCAAGGUGAAGUUUCUAUUCGUGAAGCACUUCGUGAGCUAGAGUUGUGGGGCGCUGGUGCAGUAUUCACAUUGACGGCUUAUAUGGAUUCUGCAGACAAAGAAAUCUCGAUUAUUAAGGAUUGGAAAGAUCUUGUAAAUCAGGUAAUGUUCUGGUAUUAGUAAUUCAUACAAAGGACAGGUGAUAUCCUGCACGCAGAUAUCCAGGUGGACGUCCUAUGGACGGCCAUCUUUGAAAUAUAAGUAUUUUUGUCGGCCAUUGUUUUUUUGCCACGCCCACCACGAAAACAGGUGGUCACACGCACUGGACAAAUGGGAACGUAACCUAAUGUGACGUAUGGUAACGUCACUUAGUUCGGUGACAGGUAACGUAACCAUGUAACGCAACCUAAUGGUAAUGCGACUUGGUAACGUGACGCUAUUGUGACGUUGCAUACUAAUUACUUACGCCGCUAGAGCCGAUGCUAUCUGAACCAGGUGAUGUCAUAGAUUUUGCAUACUAAUUACUUCCGCCGAGAGAGUGGGGGGUAUCACUGCUCAGCUAAAAGGAGCAAACAUUGUUUUCUCCAUUAUAGGAUUGCGUUAAACAUUGUAGGAUUGCAUUGUACGUUGCUCAUGUAAACGGCUUUUUUAACAAGGGUAUGUGCAACGCGUUUGUUUUGCUACUCAAUUUUAUUAGUCUGCCUAAUUGAUUAACUGCAUGCGAAUCUUUAUUAAAUCUAUUAGAUUGUUCAUGUAGAGAACUGUAGAGAACUUUAACUUUAAUAAAUUACUGAUCCCUCUCUGGGCAUCUCAAGAAUAUUUAAAAAAUACAUACAUGUAUAAUAAAUUGUUCCGUAACAAAGUUUUAUGAAAAUUAGUUCACAGCCUCCCAACUAUUUCUUGCAAGAGUACCCAGUAACAAUUGUGGAUACUUCUACUUAUGAUCUAAUUUAGUCUUGAAAUCAAUUCUGUUAUUUGCCUCUUUAAGCUAUAUAUGGCACGUGAUCUUGACUUACAGAACAUGUUUUGAUCAUAAUUGACCAAACCAUUAACAAUUUUAAAGGUUCCAUUUAAAUUACCCUGAGCACGAGGUUCCAGUAAGGUCGUUAAGCCGAACUUUGAUAAUCUCUCCUCGUACCAUAUCUGGCCUAUUCCUUGAAUGCACAAAUCAGUACACAAAUUUAAACUAUCCACUCUAUAAUGCAACCAAUCAACCUUUAAACUACAAGUCAACUUAGUUCCUACAUAAUUAUGUCCUAGUAUAGUUCAUAUGAAAUUAAUUAAAGUUAACUACUACAGUAAAUACAAUAUUUGUUCACUACAUUGCCUAUUCUAUUUUAUGAUCCUUGAAUCCAAAGUCCAUAUGUGUUUUUAACGUCGAUUUCUCGCUACAACCUUGAAAUCACCUGGAGAAGACACAAGUGCAAUACUAGACGGCUCUUCAUUCGGCUUUUCGGCUCCUUCUGGUAAUUCAAACCUAAGACGAUGUAAUAACGUCGCCGCAAAAGUAAACAACAUAAUUUUUGCGAACGCAAUACCAGCGCAUUCUCUACGGCCAAGUCCGAAUGGCAGAAAAGCAUCAAGUUUGGUCCAACCAACAAACUUCCCUUCAACGUCAAGGAAGCGCUCAGGUUUAAAUUCCUCAGGCUGCGGCCACUCCUGCUCAUCGUGAUGAAUUUGGGUUAAAUCGAGGAGUAUCCACGUUCCUUUAGGAAUAUGGUACCCAGCUAAGGUUAUAGCACGUGUUGUGUUUGAACCAGUGGAUGGCACUGGACUAGACCUACGCAUAACUUCACAUAUCGUGGCUUGCAGGUAGGGCAUAUUCCUGACAUCUUGCCAGCGAGGUAAGUCGUCUUUAUCUAUGACUUGAUCAAGUUCGUGGUGGAUUUUCUUCUGAACCUCAGGAUAUGAGACCAUGUACAAUAUAAACCAAGCCAGUGAAGAAGAAGUUGUAUCUGAACCAGCAAAAAUAACGUCAACCAUCAAAUCUCGAAUAUCGUCAAUAGAUCCAAUAUCUUUGCUCGUCUCUUUUGCCAUCUCUUUCUUAUAAGCACUGAUAAAACUGUCAGUCAUGUCACGAAUAACGCCUGGGGUGUGAGUCUCUAGGUGGGAUUGGAAAACCGGGUGAAUUAUGGAGGAUUUUAUAUCUGUAGCUCGCUUUAUGCUUCGAUUGAAUUCAGUUGGAAGAUAGGAAUGGAAUGGCAACUUGUGUAAGUAAGUACCUUCCAAGUUUUGUUUUGCGGUUAUUUCACCAAAUUCAAGAAGGAGCCUUAUAUUCGAGUGCUCGAAUUAUAGGUUCUCGGAUGUAAGCCAUUGCCACAGUUGAAUCAGUAUUGCUGACACGAUUAGUUCCUUCGGAGAAAACGGCUGACCUUUCAAAGAAUCAAUCUUCUCCAACAUAGAUUUUACUGCGUGUCCUCCUCUCUCUUCUGCUUCAUUGAUACCUGCUCCAAAAACAUGCAUUGCUGACUUAAAUACUCUCCUACGAAAUAAGUAUGGUGUUCCAUAAUCCGCGAAUACGACAUCAUUUGGGCCUAAUAUAAUAUUAAAUGGAUAAAUGCUUUCGACUGACACACCAACCGCAUAAUCUUUAUUUCGGCCAAAUCUAGCUUCUCGAGCAAGUGAGGCAGUAUUCACAACAACACAUUUUCUCCCUAAAGUAACAGUGAAUAUGUUGCCAUAUGUUUCUCUGAGUUUUCUAAAUGGUUUACUGGAAUUGAAAUUUACAUCUCGCAGAUUUCCAACUAAAGGGUAGGGAAACGGUCCCGGUGGCAUUGAUCUUCUUUCAAAGUACGUUGUCACAAAAUACCAGACAAACCAUACAAGACACAACGUUGUUGCAACCUCCACGAUCAUCAUAGGAAAGUCUAGAAAUAAAGGAAAUUAGGUCAUGUGAAAACUCUAAGAUUCUGUUGCCAUAAUGUUACCAUGAUGGUAGGAUACUGUUAGCGUUACACAGUGAAAAUAUUUUGGUUGUUUUGACCGAACAAUAUUGGUGAAAAGAAGAUGCAUCUGAGACAACCAAUUCAAGUUGGUUAUUUUAACCAAACUGGUUUUACAGUGAACCAGUGGGUUAAAAACCACCAGACUGAAAUUAGUCAAUUCAGCACCCAAAAUAGAACAACCACUUCAGGCUUAGAAUGCAUGUUCUAUGGUCAUGGAAUAUGCCUCACCUUUAAUACCAUUCCAAAUUGCAAAAAGCUGUUGUUAAAAUGGUGCUCAACGACGAUACAAUUUAUAAAAUUUGUAUGCUUUUAAUUAUUACUGUCAACAGCUCACUGUAAAUUUGGGAGAGUGAUAAUUUAAAAUUCUAGAAUUCGAACGAACCUGACCCACAUCCCUCCUCAACCCUACCCCAACCCUAUCCUAAGGUGUGGGUCAAGGACAUUAUUUAAGUUACAUGGCGGGGAUGAUCAUCCGGCCUCAUACGGAUUUGAGAAUUGGUGACACAGGUGGUUGGUGAGCCAAUAAAUUUCAGACAAACAUCAUUUGCAUUGCGAAUUGCGGCUAAAAAUUAUCCCUUGGGACAUUAAGUGUUUUUCCAUGCCUUUGACGUCGUUAUAAGAGAGGUCUAUUGAUUAACAUCAGAGAUACUAAUCAUACUACGAUUAACUCACAGUCAAAAAUGUUAUAAAAUGAAGUUAGGUUCGGGCGCAUGAGAGGAGCGACACAGGGGGUGGAUCCAGCCAAAAUUCUGACCGUAGCAUUUUCAAAGAGCUCGCAUAGCUAUAGGGGGGUCCGGGGGCAUGCCCCCCGGAACAUUUUUGAAAUUUGAAGCCCGGAAAUGCCAUUUCCUGCGUUCUGAGCACUGCAUGUGACCAUUAAAUUUGUCCUCAUUGUAUUCAUUAAUUCUCAAACAAAAAUAAGAAAGAUUUCAAAAAGUAAAGUAUCGCUCGCGUAUAUCUUAACAUACGAUACCGGCAUGAUACUCGUAUCAUACGCAUAUCAUUAUCAAUUGAAUACCGAAAUACGCGUAUCAUCUACGAACGCGUGUAUCAUACGAAUACGCGUAUCAUAUGAACGUGCGUGUCAUACGAAAACGCGUAUCAUACGAAUACGCAUUACAAACAAAUAUUAGGGCGCUAUAAAACACGAUAUAAUAUAUACGCGCGUAUCAUAAUUCGCGUAUUAAUUCCAAUACAUGCAGGUAUACUGUACAUACGCGCACAAACACUUAAAGCGAAGUUAAUAGUGAACACUAUACGGUAAAAACUCAAAUUAAAAUAUUAAUGUGUAUCUCUUAUUAUUCAUAAGGCUUACCUGACUGGAAAUGAUUCGUUUUACCAUCUGAUUUUAUUUCUACCUCGAUCAUAUAUAUUCAGUAGCUUUACGGCGGCUUUCAUUUCGAAAUGCGCACAACCGUACUGGCACUGUGGGUUCCCAAUAGCAUGUUGUUGAUGAGCCAAACACAAAUAUCAGAUAUUCCAUCGUUCUGGAGCAGUAGCCAAUUUCAUGCCACCGUAGCAAACUAUAGCAUUUGCCCCAUUCUGAUUGGUUUGCUACGUUUGACCGUCAGAUUCGACCUUAAUGAAUCUGACCGUAGCGAAAAUUGAUCAUAUAUGGGCAACACGCUACGGUGUAUUUCUGAAGGAUGCUAUUUUAUAAGCUAUAGUCCAUUGCGUAAUGACCCGCAAACGGGCAAUUACAAACCUAUUUUCGGGCGGGAAUUCUUAAAACAAUUAACGUUAGUCGUUACGUAUCAAUGUCAUCAGAAUAAAACCUUGAAAUAUAAACAAGGAAAGUAAACAAAAUAUUGCUAAAUUAUAUUUUAAAUUGAUUUUAUAUGUUAGAACUGGCCAAUGGAAAAUCUGACCGUAGCAUAUGCUACAGUUGCAACGGUCUAAAUCUGCCCCUGCGACAUCUGACUUGCUUUUUCUCCAGAGUCGAAUAAUGCGACAAGACCUGCCGCUCCAACGUCGCUCCAUAAAGUAGCAAUAUAUCUAUAUGUAGGUCUUACCUAAUUUGUAAGAUCUGGUAAGUUGUGUUUAUCUCAAUGUGCAGAACUGAAAUCUCAAGAAUUGAAAUUAAACGAUAUGGAAGUUCUUUAAAAAUCAGUAUUCAUACUUGAUCAUAUAUGUGUCUGUGUAUUUGCGUGUGUUAUUUAACUAGGAAUGAUAAUAAUCUAAGAUAUUAUAAUGAUUAAUGUGUAAACCAACAUGUAUUACCCACAUGAACUAAAUAAAACAAUCAAUACUUACAGGUUUUUUCCACCUGAGCUCUCGUCUAAAUUGUACAAAGUCUUGGCCUACUGUUAUUUAAGUUAUAGAUACUCUCUUGAUUAUAUUGUCUAGAAUAUAUUAUGUUGAUUUUAACUAAACCCUCUCACAAGAGACGGAAAUUCAAUCUCACCCAGUGUCACUAUUCUGUCAACAAGUUACACAGUGAACUCUUUGGAUAUCACUUACAGUAGGCAUGUUGGAAAACACGGAGUGCGGAGUACGAAGUCUGUCAAAAAAAUGUUUAUUUUGCCUGAAGAUUCAAUUUUAACGAGACUCAGCGUAAGUGGAAAACGCGGAGUGUCGUUGUAAUCGAAUCUUUAGGCAAAAUAAACCAUUUUUUGACUCCGCACUCCACACUCCGUCUUUUCCACCAUGCCAUAAGUAUCACGUGUGUUUCAAUAUUUCAUUAGUCUGCAUAUCAUGCAAACAUUGACAUAAUGCUCAUAAUCCAUAACAUAACUAGAAAAUACAUGCAUGCAGAAACCCUCGCCUUGCUGACAAAACCAUUGUAUUUUCCGAACAUGAAGUAUCUAAAGUAGUUGUCAUGGUAACACGAUAAUUUUUAAGAAUAUUCUUACAAAUGAAAAAUCGUCUAAAAAUAUCACUUUUAAUUAUAAAAUUAUUAAUUUCUCAACAUAUAUAUCAUGAAUGAUGUUAGGUAUGUUAUUAUACGUAAUAUAAGCCUCAAUUUAAGGUAAAAUUCAACCACAAACGCUUCGCAAAACGUUUUCAAAGUCGCUAUAGUGUUAUAAAACUAAACUGCCUUUUAAAAUGGCUUUAUCGAUAAACUUUGAGUUUGCAAAUAACUUGGCUUUCUUUUCUAUUUAAAAAAUUCAAUAUCAUAAGAAACGAAUCAAUAUUAAAGAUACACUGAAAUUAUAUACUGUUUUGUUUAGUUGUUUCAUAUACGCAAAGGCCGUUGGGUUUUAAAUCCAUUAUAAAAUCAAUAUUUAAAACAAACUUACCUUCGUUAACGUCGGCUCCCUUCUUUUAGCCGAUUCUUUCGCAGUUUCUUUCUCAGAGAGCUUUUGAAAUUUACAAAAUCUUGCAAAAAUGCGAGCAAAAUGAAAUAUAUUUGCAAGAAAUUUAUAAUCAUCAAAUCAAGAAAUGACUGUUUGCUAUUUCGCUGUCAUCAUGCAGUCGUUAUAAUGCAAACUUUAAAUUGGACCAAUCAGUGUCCGCUAUUCGUGAUAGUCCACCAUAUUUUUCAGAUCAGUGAGGAUGACCUCCACCCAACACCGUUGGUGACCCACACCCGCGAUAAUUGAUGAACUUUAGACUCCGCUAAUGCUUUCGUAUCCCCGGGUGUAAAUAACCGAAGGGAAUUAGUACCUUCGCACGGCGCUUCGCGGUAUGAAGUUUUUUAGCGGACAAAAUAUCUGAAAUGUAUCAAUCGAGUUUAUGCGCUAUAAAUUGAUGUUAUGUGCUAUACAUUGAUGUUAUGUGCAAAUACAUCGAUGUCAUAAACCGAUACAACUAAAAGAUGAACCGAUACAACUAAAAGAUAAACCGAUACAAAUAAAAGAUAAACCGAUACAACUAAAAGAUAAACCGAUACAAAUAAAAGAUGAGGAAACGGAAGUAAAUACCAAUAAAAGAUGAGGAAACGGAAGUAAAUACCAAUAAAAGAUGAGGAAGCGGAAGUAAAUCGGAAAAACGGAAGUUGAGCGACGCGGGGACAUACAACAAUGGCGUCUCUUGGACCACGCAUUUGGCUUCCUAAUACAGAAAACGUUUUUCGUGAAUUGGUUGAUUUAAUAAGAAAUGCUGAACAAAGUGUCGCACUCGUUGUGACUCGCCAGACUUUUAUUGUCGUAGAUUAGAAGAGUAUGAACGCACAUUGAGACUCAAUGAUUGAGUGUUUUAACAACAAGAAUCACCGAAUCAUACACAACGGAGCAGUUUUUAAUCAACAAUCUACAUAUACUAUGUACUUAUUUAAAUAGUUUACCAAAUGAAUUCGACGUUAUUGUUGAAAAUUAUGAACGGACGUCAGAGCGCUUUACGAUAGUGCGGUUUGUACGGCGGAAAGAAACGGGCUCGUUGGUAGGCCAAGAAUACAAGUCACAGAAGAGCAGUUAACCACAUUGCUUUUUAUUAAGUUUAGAUAUAGGUAAAGAGUACCAUAUUGGUGUCCUAGUAAUACAUUUAUGCCACAAUAGUCCCUAAAUGUUAGAUAAAAAAUGUAAUGUGAAAUAUGAUAGUGUGAUGGCCUCGUGUUCAGUGGCACAAUUUAUGCUUGUGAAAAUGUUGUAUUUGAUAAGCCUGAGAAUAAAAAAUAAAAAACCACUUGUAUAUGUAUAAAUGUAAACCUAAGAAAUAUAAGUGUAGGUGUAGACUUUUCGAACAUAAAAUUGGAGAUGCGUGUGUGAAAUUGUAUCUGUAAAAUAUCCUGUGGUGUAAAAAAAUUUGAUCAUACUCAAGGAGUAUGAUCUCGCUCUACUAAAAAGCUUGUAUGGAGGCAUGUAAAAUAUAUAAGGCGAGAGAAGGAGAUAGCCAUGUGUGUAAAAUUCAGUAUCCCUGAAAGGCUGGCUGCGGCACAGACGCAUUAUUUGGUACACACCGUACAUACGAAUUCUGAGUACGUGGUAUUCGGAAACGAGAAUUCAGUUCUUCGGGUAACGAUGUGAACUGCUGCGCUGAACCACCUUGUGAUGCGUUUUCUGUUGGUCUUCUGCCCUAGCUGUCUCUCUUCUGCCUAGCCCUAGUUUGGCCUGCAGUUCUGCCCUUGUUUUUCAAUAUGUAUUCUCCACUACUUGGCACGCGCAAUUUUGCUGCGUCGCUCAACUUCCGUUUUUCCGAUUUACUUCCGCUUCCUCAUCUUUUAUUAGUGUUUACUUCCGUUUCCUCAUCUUUUAUUGGUAUUUAUUUCCGUUUCCUCAUCUUUUAUUUGUAUCGGUUUAUCUUUUAGUUGUAUCGGUUUAUCUUUUAGUUGUAUCGGUUUAUGACAUCGAUGUAUUUGCACAUAACAUCAAUGUAUAGCACAUAACAUCAAUUUAUAGCGCAUAAACUCGAUUGAUACAUUUCAGAUAUUUUGUCCGCUAAAAAACUUCAUAUCGCGGCGUCGGCUCGGGGAUCAUAUAACGAUUGCAGCAUAACUAAAUGUAAUGAAUUUCUACUAUACACAAAUUGCAGAAUUCUCUCCACAGAAACGGAAAUGGGCCAAGCAUUGAUGAAGACUAUAAAUGAAAUAUCAGACAAAGUUUUGUUUGUUUCAUUCUACUAGCUGGUGCAAUAGCCAGUUUCAUUUACGAACAAGAAUGAAUAGUGGUGCACACAUACCUGAAAUGUCAAUAAAUAAGGUCUUAAAUCUGAUUUUCCUGUUAUAUUAUGUAUAGUUUCACCCAAGACGGCCCGCAGAAUAUAGAAGAAUGAACAGAUACUCACAAUGUAUUCCUCAUACACGUCUCUGCGUUUGCACAUUUGGAUUCCAUUGUCUAUAUACACGACACUUGAUACUCGUAAGGGUAACACGGAAAAGACGGAAUCCCGCAGUCAUAAAAAUAUGGAAAACACGGAGUCAUAUGGAAAACACGGAGUCCGCCAUAAAAUAUGGAAAACACGGAGUAUUGUCAUCGUGAAAUAGAAAAAGUAAUUAAAUAAUAUAUAAUUUAUGUAAAUAUAAAAAAGCGAACGGAUUUUCUGUUUAUUACUCUAAAAUGCCGUGGAAAUAUCGAUUCAUAUUAAGGUUACAUUAUAUGAUGAAAUCAUUUUUUACAUUUUUAUUGAUUUAUAUUCACGGACUGGAGAUCUAUCGAUUGCCGGAAGUUUUUUUCCAAAAUAUUAAAAUGCGUCCGAAAUAUAACAAAAUAUGUUAUAACCACUGAUUCCUUUGCCGCGAAAGUUGUAAUUGUAAUUGGCAAUAUGUGGCUUGAUGUGAUACUCGAUACCGGAUGUGUGACCUUCAACCUCGCUUGUGUCUUCGUGUUGCACGACAGAUCUUCAACUGUAUUUUCGUUUGGCCGAUUUAGAUCGGUCUGUAUAGCUAUCCCUUUGUACAUUUGCGUUUCGCCGGCAUAUUAGCAAGUUUUUUCGCGUGGUUUCUCGCAUGUACGGUUUGUGAUAACUGAUAAACUGAUGAUGAGUGAAUGACACCGAAAACCCUUGCCAAAACACACUAUGACACUUCACUAAGUUUAAUCCGAUUACAGUUCGAGGUGAUAACAGAGAGCGGAAAACCCCCCGCCAAACCUAAUAUCGUCUUUUACUGAGAUUGAAAUACUGUCAGAUUGUCCCCACAAAAAUUGUUUAGAAAUGCGCACGUUUUAUCCGAUUCCCUCCAAACUUUGUCACAAUGUUGAACAACAUUACAGCAGCAAAACCGUGUUCGCGUUUUUUAUUUAGUGCCAUACUUUUCAAGUUAUAGGCAUCUAUUCUGCCGUUCUCCCAAAAUUUAGAUGAGUCAACUUCUCUGCUUUAUGUCAAAGCAAAUAUAAUACCUGUCAAAAAACGGUUUUGUUCUUUGAUCAUUUGAGAUGCGAAAUAUUAUGUUUCGGAAGCCUUUGAGGUAAAUCAGGAGCGUUCUAAUCUCGUGGGGCAAAGGCUGUUAUAUUUUCAAAAGCAACCCGUAGCAAGUACAGUUUUUAAAGGUGUAGAAUUUUUGGCAAAUCGUUAGCUACAGCAAUGAUUUAUCAUUAUGCAUGCAAAAUUUGAAGGGGAAAACUUGAAAAUUGAGCGCGCGGUGAGCAUUUUGGUGAAAUGGGUUUCCAUCAUGUGGAAUAACCUUAAAUAAAAUCAAGCAAAUGACAUCGUUUCUCCUGUCGUUUGACUUAUUCAAUCGUAUUUAAAGUGUUUUAAUGCGGAUUUUGUUCACACCGUAUGGUGUGUUACCCUGCUGGCAGUGGUUUCUGAAUGGUAUACUGACUGGUGUUUAUAAGAUAGUUAGAACUUAUGUGGAUAGAAUAUUUCAUAGUCGAUUUCAAGCUCAUACACAAAACUCCUUUGCAAUAGCGUGCAGUAGGCUUUGACGAGCUAUACAGGCGCUCAAGUACUGAAAGCAUGCCAUAGAUAUUGAGCCGUACACCACGAAGCCAAAAUAAUACUACUGUUUUAUACAGUUUUAAAUAUAUGCAGCCAGCUUAGUCAUAAUUCGUGAGGUAUAUAAGUACUGAGGUGAUAAGCAUAACAUCUUGAAUGUUGUGUGCCAGUGUAGGCAAAAAAUGCAACUUGCGGACUUCUUGUAUGUUAGAAUUGUCUGAAAAAUAGAGCAAACUUUGACAUUUUGAGCAUAUUUUUAUGGUGAUUGCAUCAUAAACAUAGUGACUGUGGUAACCCGGGUUGCAGAAUAAUUUGAUAUUAUUCCUAUUAAAUUUCAUAUUGCAUUAAUCUGGGAACCAAACUGGCCUGUCUAAGCAAGAUUCUGCCUUGACUAAUCUGAGAUCAUGCUUUUGAACCAGCACGCUAUUGCCAAGGAAGCUUAAUUGUGUACGAGUAUGAUAUCGACUAUGAAAUAUUCUAUAGCCAGUGUGUAUAUAACUAUUUUAUAAACAACAGUCAAUAUACCAUACGGGGUGAACAAAAUCCGCAAUGAAAUACUUUAAAUACGGUUGAAUAAGUCAAACGACAGGAGAAACGAUAUCAUUUACAUUUGCUUGAUUUUAUUUAAUAUGAAUCGAUAUUUUCACGGCAUUUUAGAGAAAUAACCAGAAAAUUCGUUCGCUUUGUUUAUAUUUCCAUCACUUUGCCAAUACGUCGGACUCCGUGUUUUCCAUAUUUUUACGUGUUUUCCAUAUUUUUCUCUGACGUCAGACUCCGUGUUUUCCAUAUGACCCCGUGUUUUCCACACUUUAAGACUCCGGAAGUCCGACUCCGUCUUCUCCAUCUUACCUCCUUAUAAGUCUAUAAGACGACGUCCGGCUAUCUAGGACGACUUCCGACAAUUUCGUCCAAACACGAUAUUUAUAAUCUAUGAUCCUUUGUAACGUUACUCUAUUGUGAUGUAAAUCGGUAACGAGACGCUAUUAUGACGUAUGGUAACGGGACUUGGUAACGUAACCUAAUGUGACGUAUGGUAACGUCACUGAGUUCUGUGACAGGUAACGUAACCAUGUAACGCAACCUAAUGAUAAUGCGACUUGGUAAUGUGACGCUAUUGUGACGUUGCAUACUUAUUACUUCCGCCGCUGGAGCCGAUGCCAUCUGAAUAAGGUGACGUCAUAGAUUUUGCAUACUAGCAGGUCACUUGUUAAUGUUAAUAAAUUAUGCCUCUCUGCGCAUCUCAAGAAUAUUUAAAAAUACAUGCAUGUAUAAUAAAUUGUUCAGUAACAUGCAUGUAUAAUAAAUUAUUCAUAUAAAACCGGCUAAAAUUCCAUUCACAGCCAGGUCCCAGUAAUACUAAUGGGGACACGACUACAAUAGAUACUGCCUUAUUUUUAUUCUUUAUAUAACGAAUACUAAUUAGGAGUGUUUUAUCCUAAAGUAGGUUUAAAGCCACUGCACGUGACAUAUUAUGGUUGACAUUAUUUGCCAAUAAGCUUAUGAAUAUUAAUUAGUGUUUGAAAUAUCAUGCAAACGUUGACAUAAUCCAUAACAUAAUCAUAUAGCGAUUGCAGCACAACUAAAUGUAGUGAAUUUCUACUAUGCACAAAUUGCAAAAUUCUCCCCGCAGAAAUGAGAUAUCAGACAAAGUUUUGUUUGUUUCAUGCUACUAGCUGGGGCAAUAGUCAGUGUCACUCGAAAAUAAUGUUAAUUUGGAUCAUCUUUUCAUUUACAAACAAGCUUUGAACAAAGUCAACAAGAAUGGAUAGUGGUGCACACUGCACACAUACCUGAAAUGUCAAUAAAUAAGGUUAAGAUUCUGAUUUUCCUGUUAUAUUAAAAAAUCGGUAGCGUGACUAGAGUAACGCGACACUAUUGUGACUGGACUUGGCCACGUAACAUAUAAUGUGACGUAUGGUAACGUCACUGAGUUCUGUGACAGGUAACGUAACCAUGUAACGCAACCUAAUGGUAAUGCGACUUGGUAACGUGACGCUAUUGCGAUGUUGCAUAUUAAUUACUUCCGCCGCUAGAGCCGAUGUUAUCUGGACAAGGUGACGUCAUAAAUUUUGCGUACUAAUUACUUCCGCCGCCUGUGGGGUAUCACCACUGGGCUGUAUAAUAACUGGAGGACCUGCUCCUAUACUUCGUUCAGUGAACGAAGUGUCCGCAAUAACAUGGUGGAUUUUGAGUGAAAAUGACGCCAUUUCCAUGACUACUGGUCCCUAAAUUCAUGGUAAUUGCCACUGAACAAAGCUCAAAUAUGAGCCCGCCACAGUUUUCACCCCCUCCCCUGGUUUUUAUAAAAAUUUUCGGCUUUUUGCAGUGAAUACUUGUUGUUUUGAUAUUUUCGACAUAUUUUUUCGACUGUUGACCAUUUGUUCAAAGGUGUGGAAGCCGUACACGUUCAUUGUCGUCCGUGGAGCGUGAAAGACAACAAACAACUAUUAAAACCUCGCGAAAGCCGAAAUGUGGACAAAAACGAUACUUCAAGCCAGAGCAAACAUCCGUAUUUAUCAGACUAUAAACAGGUAUUUAUAAAUAUUUCAAAAUUCACAUUACUAUUUUAAAUAUUUCAUGAAAAAAUGUUAGGAAUAAAUGGUAGAAUGUACUCUAUUUUUUAGAAAACAAGCCACGAGUAUUUAUGUGGUUGUAGACGAACCUUUUUAUAACUUUAAAAUAUAAUAAUUUCAUCCCUCAAUCCCAAGGAAUUAAUGGUUGUGCAUGUAUAUGAAUUUGACAAAUAUUUGACAUGAAACUAUGAUGUGCUAGUAUAUUAAAGAGGUAAGUAAGGUUUUAUAUAUAGAUUUAGCCAAGGCCGGGUUUUGUCAUGCAUAAGCUUGUGGUGAACUGGUGCAGGACAAAGCUCAGGCUGCUCAGCUGAUUUGAGAAAUUAAUGCAUGUUUUGCCCAAGUUUGUAUAUUGUGUGCUCUCUGAUAGUUUGUUUGUAUGUAUCUUUAAAAGGCCAUCCAUUAACUUGUUUGUCCCAUCUCUUAUGAGUAUUGGGUUAAUUGACUCAAGUGCUAGCAUAUUUUUGGUAAGGGUUGUUAUAAUGCGACAGCUAGGCCAGUAAGCAAGACCUCACUGUGUGGUUAUUUUUAUAGUGGAAAUUCCUUUCAAAUUGUAUGGACAACCUGACUGGCUCAGUUUUCAGAUCUCACCUGCCCAAGGCAAGCUCUCAGUUACACCAGGAAGGCGGGAACACUAACUGGAUUGACUUGUUCAAAAUAAAGUCAAAACAACAUCGGUCAUGAAAAUAUUGUCAAAACAAUAGAAUUGUGUCGGCAAAGAAAUAAUAAAUUAUUCUCCUAACUAGGCCAACCUGGCUUCCAUAUUCAUAGCCCCUAUGGCGCUAUAAUCUAUUCUGAGCCUCCUCCGCAGGCAUGGGCGUACCUGGCAGGGGGCGAGGGGGGCAGCAGUCCCCCAGUUUGUUGGGCAAAUAAAGCCAGUUGGGCAAUAUUCGCUUCACAGUCGGGCAAUAUUGGCUUAUUAUAAAAAUAAAUGGGACAAGUUUGGAACUCUGGCACAAUCCGAAAAAGUCAGGCAAAUUUCUCCCCCCCCCCUAAUUUUUCCCUUCCCGUACGCCCAUUUUCCCCUUCCUGUUUGCGUUUUAGCCUGCAAUGGGUUCCCAUCACUCAAUUCCUCGGGUGAGAUGCCUGUGGAGGAGGCUAGAGUUCAUGCCCCUGUUGUUAGUGAAACUCCAUACCAAGAAACAUGUAUUGCAGUAAUGUUUCAAAAUUAAUUAAAGACAAAAAUUUGCUUGAUUUUGUAUAUUAUUUAUUUUAAUUAAAAUUGCUAAUUUCAUAAUUAUUCUUUGACCAUGCAGUGAAUAAUUUUAAAAUAUAUAAUACAGUAUUAUUAAAACUAGAGCUCAAUGCAUCAUUUUUUGGCUGUUUGUACAGAGUAAAUAUAACACAUUCCCACAAAAUUAUAGACUCUGAGAAAAGUCAUUGUUUAAGUUCUGCCAGUUAGGUCUGGCAAGAGGUAGUGCACCACUACUAUUUUUUUCACAUUCGAAAGAACUUGUAUUAAUUUCUUGUCCACAUAACUUACAUCAGUUUCGCCCUGAAUGAGAAAUGUCCAUUAUACAUAUAAAAUAGUGACAGUAUCAUAUGAAGACACUGAAGAUGUAUUGGGUCACAGAUCCCAGACUCCAAUUACAGGGAAAUUUACUGUAGAGCAGAGCCUAAACUGUUCACUUAGACAUUAUUGAUAUGUUAAUGCAUGGCUCUCCAGUCCACAACUGUCUCGUGUUUAGACAGAGUAAAAUAAUAAAGUAGGGUGCAUUAGGGCACAAUGCAACCUGAUGGUUAAUUAAUAUCAUGGUAUGUCAAAUAAAUUGACUCACUCAGUAAUUUUUCACAUAUAUAAGUUCUGGCAUUUAUAAGCCCGUCUAAUAUGCCAGGAAAUUUUACUUGUCAAGACGACAAUUGUCCAUUAUAAAUAGAUUAAUUGUAUUUCUUAACUAUCCCAAAGUUUCAUUUUACAUUAGAAUAUAUCAAAAAUAAUCUAAUGUAUGCAGAUCUAAGAGAGAAAGUUCAUAAAUAAUGUCUAACUGAACAGUUGGGCUCUACUCCAAUACUGGGAACAGUAACACUCCCACUGAAGAUGCUCUCAAACAUGUUAUCAAUCAUCAAUUUGAUUGGUUAAUUGUCAGGGCACAAUUUCGGUCAAUGCCAAGGGCAGUGAUUGAGAGAAUAUGCAUUGGCUGGCACGUACAUGCACACCCUUCAUUCCUACAAAUACUUAACUACAACUCUAAUGGCUGUGCAGGAUUUAUAGAACUCUGACAAACUAUGUUGGUCAGAUGAAUGUACCAUGUAAACCUCUGAAUGCUUGUAUGCAUUCAUUAGCAUUUUUGAUGGCUGAGCUGUUGGAAUGGAUCCCUUUGCUGCAUUAAAAAAUACUUGUCCAAAAAUAAGUCCAUUGGCUAACACAGACUGAAGGACUUAAAUUUGGGAGAGGGCUUAUAUUCAGAAUUUCUUAUGGUGGCCGUUCUACACAGGAGGGCUUAUAUUGGGGUCUGUCAUUGGGGCUUAUAUAUUCAGAGGUUUAUGGUUAUUGCUUGAUUGCAAUGAGUAUUGCAUGAAUCAUUUGAAUGGUUUGAACUUGAUACAUUAUCUUUGGCCUAGCAAAGCAAUUUUUCAGUUUGCCUGUUGUAGAAGUGACGUUUAAUAUAACUACACAGUAUGAAAUUAUAAAUAACUGCUACAAGAACCUGGCAAGGAUAUAUAUCACUCAAAGUUUGUCAGGGAAAAUUUGCUUUAAUAUACCGUAUCUCUAUAACACUGAAGUCUGUAGUACUUUAAAAUCAAUAUAUAAGUGCUCAGUAUAAAGGAUUUUAACACCACAAGCAGCCUUUAAAACCAUAUGAAAACACAGAGGCUAGUGGUAAAUUACAAGAACAAUAAAAUUACAGAAUUCCCAACCAUUUUUCCUACGGGGAUUUGUAUUUCUAUCGAGUUUAAUCAAGCAAGCUAGAAUCUAGAAAUAUUCAUAUAUAAAAAUCCGUAAAAAUCUUACCAGUGAAUAAAAAUAUUCUUCUAGUUGUUGUUUGAAGAGUUCUCAUACAUACGAGCGGCGCAAAAAGGCAGUGUCCGUUGUAAAUCAAGCAAACUGGGAUAAAAAUAUCAAGAUUUUCAAUGAGAUUUUUACCUCAAAAACAAAAUUUUUGGGCUGAAACCAGGUGGGUGAAGUACAUUGUCGAAAGCUUAGGAUCGCGGUUGGGGCAGUGGUAGUUGCCAUGAAUCUAGGGACCAGUAGUCAUGGCAAUGGCGUCAGAUCCGCCAUGUUUUUGCGGACACUUUUUUAUCCCGAGCAGGUCCUCCAGUAAUAUAGUAUAGCUCAGUGGACUUUUCCCUCAACCCCAUAGGCAAUCAAUUUUCUAUGCACCAUGUGACCAGCCCCAGCCUCAAGAGCCUGGGAACAAAGUUGCAGGACACAUACAAUAAAUUGUGCAACCUUGCAGUAUUCCUUCAUUCAAUUGCUAAUAUUUUGGCUAAAUAUGUUAUACUUAUGUUUGAGAGUUGAGACACAACUAAAUUUUGAGAAAAUCCAAGUGUACAUGUGGCUGGUUUGUCUGUUUAUGUCUGCAAACUGCAUACAUAUGCCUUACUAUUAUAAAAUAGCCACAAGUGCCUUUCAUUGGCCAGACGGGACAGGAUGCACAACAAAUUUAAAACAAAUAAUUUAAUCCAAAAUAUCAGCUAAAUGAGAAGAUGUAGAUUGUGAGAUUGUGAGAUGCCCUGAUUAUGAUUCAUCAUUCUUUCCUGCAUUGAACAAGCACAGCCUUAUACGAUGAGUGGUGAAGCAAAUAAUGGAUCGCAGGGAUGUGCUGGGGUCUUGGAAAGGACAACAAAUAAGCAACGUCUGAUGGGGACCAGGCCCAGUAACGGAUGGAUCAAGAUUGUGCUGGGGGUAUUACUGAUCAAACAUGAAACAUGUCAGUCACUAAUUGAUCUUUUCUCCCCAAAAUUGUUGGCGAGCUGGGGGGGGUGAGGAGUAAAAAAAUUUCCUCACAUACCAUUUUUCUGUAACUUUGAAAUUAACGUACCGUAAUUUAGAUUUUUAAAAUAUAAAAUGUAGGCCUAAUAUCUUAAAUUAAAUUGUAAUAUAAUUAAAAUCUAUAUUUUAUAUCUUUUCUAAUGUUUUAAUUUUAGGGGCCCAUGAGCCAACCCUAGGCACAAACAUGCAAGCCAUGAAAAUUCAUGUUCAAUUUCAAAUUGAAUAAUAUUUUCCUGUCACGUUGCCAGAAUAUCAAGUAAGCUAUUUUGAAAAUCAAAGGUAGAAGACGAACGCAAAUAAGCAAGGAAUAUAAAUGUAGCAAAAAUUUCGAUCUACUUAAUAAAGCGGCUUCGUCUGCUUCGAUGUCAAUGUUUGCGCGAAUGCGCGAGACUACGGUCACAUGCAUGUUUGACGAUGGUAAGCAUUUCAUUUAUACCUUUUCCAGCUCCGGUUACCAACGCUGUUUUUCCAGUGAAGUUGAUUUCCAUUCUUGAGCAGAAAGACAAGAGCAAAAUCUGUGAAAAUUAGGACAAGCUGCACUCAAGCAGAAAUAUAGCCCGCGUGCAGGCCCACGGGAGCAGGCUGAAGGGAACUUGAUAGUGGGCCUGCAAGCAAGGCCCUAACCUGAAGUUCAGGCCCUAAUUUGAAAUAGGGCCUGACACAAAACCUGUCUAGACCGUGGGACGCCCACAUGUUAUUUUUAGACACACAUGCAAUAUGAUUGACAAGUGUUGUAGAUUUCGAUUUCGUUGCACAAAAAAUUUAUAUUCUCAUGAACAUGUCCGCAGAGUAUGCAUUUUGCUUUUUCAUUAAACUUAAAAAUUCAAGGUUCUUUUAUAUAAUUAAGAGUCAGUUUCUCUAUUUAAAUUUAACCGAACAGCAAACAAAGAUUUAUGUUAAUUAGUCAGUUCUGUGGACAAGCCGACUGCCAAGCUUUCUCAAGGUCUCAACUUGCUGGACGCGGAUAUACUCUAUAAGCGACUAACGGGCUAACAACAGCAACAAUUAAAUUCUCAAUCGUACCACGAAGAAGGCGAUGUAGCUCAGAAAACAACGCCGGUAGGACCUGAUAUUAAAAAUAAGACUUUUGCCGGCGAAGCCAGUUGGCAGAACAUCUUGGCUGUCAACAACAAGCUUUCGAAUACAUGACUAGUUUGGCUGUUCUUUGAGCGUCGUGUGUGUCCAAAAUUCGUCAAAGAUUUUGAUAAAGCCCUUUCAAAAUACUGUUUGUUUGAUUUAUUUUCUGCCAUAAAGCAUAAAAGAAAAGAAAUUCGAAGAAAUCGAUAAUGGAAUUUGUUACGUGCGUUUGACCUUUAUAUUAAUUGUCGCCUUGAGCGAGCUAUUUUUAAAACUGUUGUUUAUGUGAACAUGCAACCAAUCAAAAUCCUUCAUGAUGCUGAUCAACCAAUCAGAUUUCCCGUCCACCAGGUGGACGGGAAUCCCACAGUUUAGAUAGGUUUUGUGUCAGGCCCUAUUCUGUGAAUAUAGGGCCUGAACUUCAGGUUAGCAAGGCCCGGUAUUUUGUACUUUCCGCGUUCGCCCACGAACGCGGCAUUCUGAUUGGCUGUUUGCUGUUGGAUUCUAUAAUUAGGUCAGUGAUUCAUCACAAAGGCAUAGACAAAGGCUCUCGACAAGCUUAAAAUUCGAAAAUUGAUCACUUUUUUCGAUUACAAAUGGAACAAGAACAGACUGUUUAUUGUUUACUUGAAGGAAGAGAUGUUUUUGCCGUUAUGCCAAUGAGGAUUGCUUGUCGUGAGGUGUUGGAAUAGCAACAUUUAUUACGAAUGGGGUAUAAAACUAUAGUAACCUUUACUUGAGUUUCAUUAAUUUCAAACAGACUUGAUACGUUAUAUGUUCCUCAAGAAAAUUAUCUUUUGGUUGAUGUUGAGAUGCAGUUGCAUGUAAGCCUAUUCAAAAUACUUUGCGAUUUACAAGGCUUCGCUGAGAGAGCAAAAGAUAAGACGGUAUUAAAUUGCCGUUUGAAACGAAACAAUCUGGACUCUUGAACGCUCUCUUCUUUUGUAGAGUUCUCACCAAAUGAAAUAACUGAAAUAAAUUUCGUACUUUCCGCCGCCAACAAGAAUUGCACACACGAUCUGAUAAGUGAGACAAUUUAUUUAUAACAAUGGCGACAGCGAAGCAACAUUAUAAACGCUAAUGUGGUCGCACGACUUCCCUCACGAUUUGAAGUUUGAGACUGGUUUUCUGUUGAAAUUCGUCUUAAUUUGCCUGUUCCGAUUUUAGUUGAAAAUGAGCAUUUGUAAAUUUGGCAAUUACUGACUGCGUUGCUUGUUUUUUUUGGAGUUUUAACACAGGCAUUUACAUUGUUUCUAUUUUGAAUAUUAAAGCAGAGAAAACCCCGCAACAUUUUAAUGCGAGUUUGUUUGUUAAUAUUUGGGUUGCUGUCAUUGGUUCUUUUUUGACAAUUGACGCGCGAAUGGGGCGUGUUAUGAAAAGGGGCGUUUUACAAAAUACCGGGCCUUGCUUGCAGGCCCACUAUCAGUUCCCUUGGGCCUGCACGCGGGCUAGCAGAAAUAUUGGACUUUUUUUAUUUUUCUGAGCGCUAUUCGGGUAGUGUUUCCACUCGCUCAAAACUAAAUUUUCCGUUUUUAUAUUAUUUACCUGCCUCGUCACUUCAGUUGGGAAUAGAGAUCAGUGGAAAAACAAUGGGACACAUUUUCCUUCAGAUGGGGCCGGUUCACUGAGCUGUAUAAUAACGUAAUAUAUAAUAACGUAAUACGUAAUAAUAGUAAUAUAGUAUAGCUCAGUGGGCCGGUUGUAUAAAAAAGUGAUUAAAGUUAACUAUAGUUAGUGGAAAUGUCAUCCAAUAAGAAGCGCGUAUUUGAGAGUUAUUCACUAUCUAACUACAAAAUAGUGAUUAAAAAAGUGAUUAGGGACCGGUCAUUAUUUAUGGUGGGGGGUGGCACCGAAGAGAAAAGGGUUGGGUAAACUAAAUUUUGAGUAAGUAAAAGGUUGGGUAAAUGAAAAACAAAACAACUCAAGGGUUGGGUAAUAAAAAAUUAUUGUCAUUUCCAAAGCAUGACUCACUGAAGUAUUGGGGACUAAAAAGCAAUGGCAACAGUAGGCCCUACUCUGGGGCAAUAAUGAGAUAAUGCGAGUUUAAGCAAUUUUAGGUGAUUAAAUCACCAAAAUAUGCAAUUUAAGCAAUGCGAGUUUGAGCAAUAUAGGGCAAUGUAAGAAAACAAUUAAAAUUUUAGGGAAUGCUGUUUUAGGUGUUUAGAGGUAAUUUCAGGAAUAUACAACUAUCAGACCUCUCAACUUUGCAGAUAAGUUAAGAGUGAGAUUGGGGAUGUGGAUGACACCUUUGUAAAAGUCCAGGGGUCUGAAAUCGCAUUUCGUGCAUUAUAAUAUGCGACUGAUACAGUAAUGAGCUUUAAUUUGCCUUUGAUAGUUACAUAUUGAAUUCUGCUCCGACUGAUUCUGCCUUUUUUCGGCUGUAUUUACAUAUGCGUUCUAUUGUAUUUACAUAUGCGGGCAAGAUGUUGGGCCGUAUAUGCAGGAACAAUAACACACGAUCAUAUAUAAUUAUUCGAUUCGCUAUCCGUAUAAUGAUUAUAAUAAUGUGCAUUUAAGAAUACAGUAUUAUAUUAUUGAAAAAAUACUAUGAAAUUGCUAUAUGCGUGAGAUUUACUAAACGUGGCGUGAGAGCGUGAGAGUGUAGCGAAUUGCGUGAGACUCACGCCGAAUGCGUGAGAGUUGAGAGGUCUGAACUAUAUCCCUGAUGACUCCAAUGAAAUUACCAUUAACCUAUGCCAAGCAUCCAAACACGAGUGUUCCCACAAACACACACACAUGCAGUGUAUGAAGCAAAAUAUACAAUUUAACAAAAAAAGUUGAAGUCUGCUUGAGGGGGUUCUGUACGGUGGCUGAUUAGGGCCAUCCUCAAUUUUUUUUAUUACUUUUUAAUUUUUUUCUGAUUACCAUUUUACUUACCCUCGUUUAUGCAGUUAGUUUUCAGCUUAUUUCAAAAUAUCGACUUAUAACACGAGAUCUCGACUUAUAAAGCGAGAUCUCGAUUUAGAAUACGAGAUCUCGACUUAUAAACACGAGAUCUCGACUUAUAAACACGAGAUCUCGACUUAUAACGCGAUAAAAUGGUUUGAGAGUUACUUGACCGGAAGAACUCAAUCAGUCAGAAUUGGAUCAACUGUGUCUACUCCUCUCCCUGUUUCUUAUGGUGUACCACAGGGUGCAAUUUUAUCACCUUUACUUUUUAGUAUUUAUACUAACGAUUUGCCCUCAUCAGUCCACCAUAGUAAACUUGAAUCGUACGUGGACGACUCCAAGAUAUUACUAUCUUUCACUGUGGCUAACGUGGACUGUUUAAAGCAACAACUUGAGGAAGACUUGUAUUUGAUUGCAAACAGUUGUUCCGAAAAUGAAUUGCUUAUUAACCCGGGAAAGACCAAAUACAUGCUGAUUGGCACACGGCAAAACCUACAACAACUUCCCGUAGAUAUGACCAUAAACUUCCUCAACGAGACUAUUACCCCCGUCUCCUUUGCCAAAGAUCUAGGAAUGACAAUCGACUCUUAUUUGACAUAUGACCAGCACAUCACCAACCUGGUUUCCUCAUGUAUGAAUUCCCUGUGCCAAAUAAACCGAGUCAAAAAAUGUUUCGAUAAAGAAGCUUUAACUCUCAUCGUCUCGGCACUUGUAAUGAACAAAAUGUUCUAUUGUUCAACGGUUUGGUCAAACACUUCGUCUACCAACAUUAAGAAACUACAGUUGGUACAAAAUUUUGCAUGCAGGAUAAUAACAAAUAUUGGAAAGUUCGACCAUAUUUCGCCGGGCUUACGUGAACUUAACUGGCUCCCAGUAAAGGAACAAUUACUACUAAGAGAGGCUAUUAUGAUGUACAAAUGUGUCAAUGAACUUGCUCCACAUUAUUUGAGCGAUUUAUUCACAAAACGUUCUGACAUUCAUCAACGAGAUACACGUAGCCAUGACUCACUGCAAAUACCAUUGUACAAAACUUCUGCAGGUCAAAGGUCCUUUCAUUAUAGAGGCGUUACACUCUGGAAUGAUUUGGACAUUAAGUUCAAAAAGUUAGACUCCCUAAAAACUUUCAAAAACGAACUGAAGCGAAGCAUGCUAGAACAAAUAUAUAAGUAGAUAAUUUUACCUUGUUAAACUUUAUACAAAUGUCUUACCUUGUUACCUUAAUUUAAAUUCUAGAUUCUAAAACUUGUAAAUAGAACAACAUUUAUUUUUUGUAAAUCAGUGUUGAAAAUCCCUUUUUAGGGAACACAAUAAAGUAUGUAUAUGUAUAUGUAUAUGUAUAUAACGCGAGAUCUCGACUUAUAACACGAGAUCUCGACUUAUAACACGAUAUCUCGACUUAUAAACACGAGAUCUCGACUUAUAACACGAGAUCUCUACUUAUAACGCGAGAUCUUGACUUAUAAACACGAGAUCUCGACUUAUAAACACGAGAUCUCGACUUAUAACGCGAGAUCUCGACUUAUAAACACGAGAUCUCGACUUAUAACGCGAGAUCUCGACUUAUAACACGAGAUCUCGACUUAUAACACGAUAUCUCGACUUAUAAACACGAGAUCUCGACUUAUAACACGAGAUCUCUACUUAUAACGCGAGAUCUUGACUUAUAAACACGAGAUCUCGACUUAUAAACACGAGAUCUCGACUUAUAACGCGAGAUAUCGACUUAUAAACACGAGAUCUCGACUUAUAAACACGAGAUCUCGACUUAUAACGCGAGAUCUCGACUUAUAAACACGAGAUCUCGACUUAUAACGCGAGAUCUCGACUUAUAACACGAGAUCUCGACUUAUAAACACGAGAUCUCGACUUAUAACACGAGAUCUCUACUUAUAACGCGAGAUCUUGACUUAUAAACACGAGAUCUCGACUUAUAAACACGAGAUCUCGACUUAUAACACGAGAUCUUGACUUAUAAACACGAGAUCUCGACUUAUAACACGAGAUCUCGACUUAUAACGCGAGAUCUCUACUUAUAACACGAGAUCUCGACUUAUAACACGAGAUCUCGACUUAUAACACGAGAUCUCGACUUAUAAACACGAGAUCUCGACUUAUAACACGAGAUCUCGAUUUAGAACACGAGAUCUCGACUUAUAACACGAGAUCUCGACUUAUAACACGAUAUCUCGACUUAUAACACGAUAUCUCGACUUAUAAUGCGAGAUCUCGACUUAUAAACACGAGAUCUCGACUUAUAACACGAGAUAUCGACUUAGAAUACCAGAUCUCGACUUAUAAACACGAGAUCUCGACUUAUAACACGAGAUCUCGACUUAUAACACGAUAUCUCGACUUAUAACACGAUAUCUCGACUUAUAAUGCGAGAUCUCGACUUAUAAACACGAGAUCUCGACUUAUAACACGAGAUAUCGACUUAGAAUACCAGAUCUCGACUUAUAAACACGAGAUCUCGACUUAUAACACGAGAUCUCGACUUAUAACACGAUAUCUCGACUUAUAACACGAUAUCUCGACUUAUAAUGCGAGAUCUCGACUUAUAAACACGAGAUCUCGACUUAUAACACGAGAUAUCGACUUAGAAUACCAGAUCUCGACUUAUAAACACGAGAUCUCGACUUAUAACACGAGAUCUCGACUUAUAACACGAUAUCUCGACUUAUAACACGAUAUCUCGACUUAUAAUGCGAGAUCUCGACUUAUAAACACGAGAUCUCGACUUAUAACACGAGAUAUCGACUUAGAAUACCAGAUCUCGACUUAUAAACACGAGAUCUCGACUUAUAACACGAGAUCUCGACUUAUAACACGAUAUCUCGACUUAUAACACGAUAUCUCGACUUAUAAUGCGAGAUCUCGACUUAUAAACACGAGAUCUCGACUUAUAACACGAGAUAUCGACUUAGAAUACCAGAUCUCGACUUAUAAACACGAGAUCUCGACUUAUAACACGAGAUCUCGACUUAUAACACGAUAUCUCGACUUAUAACACGAUAUCUCGACUUAUAAUGCGAGAUCUCGACUUAUAAACACGAGAUCUCGACUUAUAACACGAGAUAUCGACUUAGAAUACCGGAUCUCGACUUAUAAACACGAGAUCUCGACUUAUAAACACGAGAUCUCGACUUAUAACACGAGAUCUCGACUUAUAACACGAGAUCUCGACUUAUAACACGAGAUCUCGACUUGGAACAUCAUCUUGAGAAUUCUUGAAUUUUAUUGUAUCAAAAUGCAUAUACUGUAUGGUUUCAUGCUUUCGGUCGAACUGGUCAGCAAUAUGGCUUCCUUAUACCAUAUUUUUAUCAUUUCAUUGUUUUGGAUGUUUUGCGAUGCUUUACCACCAUACAUUCCUGCUAUAAGUGCAGGGUUACAAAACGACCGUGAUUCUUGUAUUACUCGGUACUUUAAUCUAGGUUUUCGGUAUGACGAAAUUCUUGGAUUUCUUGUUGUUGUUCAUGGUAUACAUUUGAGUCUUCGACAGCUGAAGAGAAUCUUACGCAAGAAAGGCUUGAAAAAAAGGGAAGCUAUACAAAAUCCAGAGAACCUAAUAGCUGCAAUUGAACACGAAAUAUCUAGAAGUGGGGGGUCAUUGGGUUAUCGUCAGAUGCAGCUAAGACUCAGACUUGAUUAUGGAAUCAUAGUUGACAGAGAAACAGUUCGAAAGAGUCUCGUGCUACUAGAUCCCGAAGGAGUUCGUCGAAGAUCGCGUCACAAAUUGAAGAGAAGGCAGUAUUUUUCCAGGGGGCCAAAUUAUAUUUGGCACAUUGAUGGCUACGAUAAACUUAAGCCUUUCGGGUUUUGCGUGCACGGGGCUAUAGAUGGUUUUAGUCGUCGGAUACUGUGGCUUGAGGUAGGUCAUUCAAACAACAAUCCACGUGUUAUUGCCUCAUAUUUCUAUGAAUGCGUUAUGCAGCUCGGUGGUGUUCCCCUUAUAUGCCGUGACGACGCAGGAACGGAAAAUGGUUUGGUUGCUGCAAUGCAACGUUUCUUCAGGCGCGAUGGAAAUGAUGCAUUUUCUCAAGAAAAAAGUUUCUUAUACGGGCGUUCAGUUUCGAAUCAAAGAAUAGAGGCCUGGUGGUCUUACCUUCGUAAAACAGAUACAAACUGGUGGAUGAAUUACUUCAAAGAUUUACGAGAUCAAGGAAUUUAUGAUGACAGCAACCCCGUACACGUAGAAUGCUUAAAGUUUUGUUAUAUGCCUCUCCUUAAAGAAGAGUUGGACCGCGUAGCCCAACAGUGGAAUUUGCAUAUGAUUCGUCAGUCUACAAAUGAGCAAUCGCCUAGUGGACGCCCAGACACGAUCUUCUUUAUCCCUGAAGCAUUCGAUUCCACGUCAUAUUUACAAGAUGUCGACCCGCUGGAUUUAGUAGUAGCGAAAGAUACAUGUUGCGAAAUUCCCCAAUAUGCUUCCUUCGAAACGUUUUCCGAACUUGCUCAAACAAUAAUGAGUGAGAACAACAUCGAAUCACCAGGGACUGAUAUCAACAAGGUUGAACAGUUAUAUAUCAAUCUAAUCGGACAUAUACAAGAUAUCGAUCUUGUUUAACAUUGGGGAAAGAUCUGGCUAAUGGAUGUAUUAACCAUAUCAUUGUAUAUAUAAGAUAACAUAACAUUGAAGUAGACAACUAAUUUUCACUUAGAACUCGUUCUUAUCUGACAAAAGAAAACACGUUAUUAUGUAAUUUAAAAACUAUAUGUUAUUUGUAAAGACAGUCUUUAUUAUGAACGGACUGAACGUUGAACAUUGUUUUAAUAUAGUGUACAAAAAAAGAAUAUAAACAUGAUAAACCAUGUGCCACCCCCCACUAUUUAGCCCGCACUCAAUAAUAUCAACCUUCUACUGAUGAUUACGCCACAGCGUUUCUCAACAUAUAAACUCAACAUAUAUGCCUAUUAAUUAAAUUCUUAUGUCUACAUCUAUCUAUAUAGGCGUUCAUAAACAAAAUGUCAAAAGUCAAUUUACAACCAAAUUUGAAUGUUGUUCCUGGAAUCGCUUUUCGUGGGAUCAGUCACAUAGCAUAUAAAGCGAUUCACCACACGAAAGGAAUAAAGUAUUAAGUAUUUUUAGCAUUAGAUAAGCUACAUAAUCUUAAGCACUUAAUCACUUAAGUCCCACAAAUUUGGAUUACGAAGGUAAAAGUCCAUGUUCUUCCUAAGCUGCGUAAAAGAUGUGUAAUUUCUUGGCAAAACGAUGAUACCAAAACAAGUGCGAGAUUUAGGACGAAUGGCUGCUGGAGGCAUGAACUCGGUGGAUACUUUAAUGCGGCAUUCCGGUCGCAUAACAUCAGUCGCAGUACAGAAACGGAGGAAGUUGACAAGUGCUUCAUCACUACAUAUUUUGAGAUACCGUUGCAGCCAUCUCAUGAUUUGACCAUCUUUGGGAUCUUUAUGUACCAUAUAUAUUUGGUCAAUGAUACGUUGUGUUGUUGGUUGACAAAGAUUAUAUAUAGAUGCAAUUUCCUUCUCACUCACACCGUCCCACAUUGGGCCCAUACCUCGGCGAAUCCUAAGCAGACAUAGAUAAGGCUUCUGUGCGAAUUCAUUUCUUCCUAUUUGGGUAAUAAGGGAAGCUAAAUUCGCAGUAGUCGGCAACGUGUUGAUGUUGUAAUCUUCUAAUAUUUCCAUUAUUUCAUCCUGGGAAAACGCCGUGCUAUCACUUAAACCUUUCUCAAUUAUUUCUCUCUCUCUAGGAG